ACCUUGUGGUCCUAUGUCAUUAGCUGACAUCCAAAUACCACUCCCAAGUUCGACACUUAAUUCUCGCGAUCUUUGAUAUUGAGACGCUGCCAGCUAGCCGGGGGGUUGACAAACGACAUGAUACUUGUGUGUGUGUAGAAAUGGCUGAAGCUUCCACACCACCUUGCCGGUUUUUCUGUCACCGGUGUGCAACAGAAAUCAGACCGCGUUUACCGGACUUCAUCUGCCCACACUGUGAGUCAGGAUUCAUUGAGGAAUUAGCAGAUGAACCAAGAAGUGAAGGUAACUCCCCAUCUACAUCCUCUACAAGUGAUCAGGCAGGGGCAGCCUUUGAGAAUGUGUAUCACCACCAGCACCUGUUGACCUUUCCCUCCGGGUACAGUCCGUUCACUGUUGGGAUUUUCAAUGACAACUUUGAACUCAGAACUUGGCUACCCACAGAAGACAAUAACAGAGAGACAGAAAUAAGGCAAGAACAAGAAAUGCCGUCGCUGCAACGAAACGAUGCCCAACCGCGGAGUCGACACGUGCCUUGGCGGCAGGGUACGCGCCACGAGGGAGUUCCCACGUUGGAGGGAAUUAUCCAGCAGCUAGUUAAUGGAAUCAUAGCACCAACAGCCAUACCGAAUAUUGGAAUGGCACCAUGGGGUAUGCUUCAUUCUAACCCAAUGGACUAUGCCUGGGGUGCCAAUGGACUGGAUGCUAUCGUAACACAGCUACUGAAUCAGUUUGAAAACACGGGUCCUCCACCUGCAGAUAGGGAAAGGAUAAAAAGUUUGCCGUCCAUCUCCGUCACAGAGGAACAUGUGGGCGCUGGUUUAGAGUGCCCUGUGUGCAAAGAAGACUACAGUGUCGGGGAAAGGGUCAGGCAGCUUCCAUGCAAUCAUUUGUUUCACAAUGACUGUAUAGUGCCAUGGCUGGAACAGCAUGAUACGUGCCCCGUGUGCAGGAAGAGUCUUAAUGGGCUGAACACAGCCACAAACCCACCAGGUUUAUCAGGGAUGAACUUCUCUCCCUCCUCGUCGUCCUCAUCCUCCUCAACCUCAUCUACCAAUGAGAAUGCCACUAACAACUCAUAGAUUCUGAUAGAACUGUAUAUCUGGAAACACUGCAGUGAGACUUUUAGGUCUUUUUUUUUUACAAGCACAGCUGCCAGUCUUAAUUCUAAGGGACGUAUGAGAGUUCCUCGCAGGCUUCUUACUCCUCAUUCCUGACCUGCUGCUGGGUCCAACUCCUCCUCUUCCAGCUGCUGCAGUUGAACCGAGGACACUCAUAUACAAGGUACCACUGGAGGAUCCACAACAAUAAAAAUAGGAUCAGCCACAAGGUUAGCAGGACACAUUUUCUAUUUAAAAGUCAAAAUGCUCUUUUUAAACGUCGCCUGUGGUGGUGCAGAUGCGUAGAUUAUCUAGUUCAUAUCUCAUGAAUGCUGAACCACUGCGCAGCAAAUGGAUCCAAUUUUGUAUUUGCUUCUGAAUUUUAUUUGCACUUGUUUUAAAAAUUUGCACACUUUUAUAUUCUUGUGAACGUGUUGGUUGAACUGAUUUUUAAAAAUUCUUCAUGUGUGUCUGGUGGAAUUUGGAUGAUCAAUUCAGGAGGUUUAUGCUGCUUUUGUAAUUAUAGUGUUUAAAAAUAGCAAAAUCGUACUAUUUAUUAAUCAUGUACCACAAAUAGAGACAAUAAAACUCGGCAAUGAACAUCUAAUAUUCUUACCUCCAUAAAACUGGCCCAAAGUAUAUUUUGUUUACUGAGUUUUUUUUGCACACAUAAUAAAGCCUGUAAAAAAAAACAUACUCAUGCAUCAAAUUAUUAAUUUGCCAUUUCGACUCCAAUAUUGCAAAUAACUUUAAUUUGACUAUGCAAAUGUUGCUUUAAUUUUACAGUGAACAGUCCCUAAAAUAACUGAUACACAUGUAUUUUAAUUUGGCUUUUGUUAAUGCAUAUAAUGUUAUUGUCCUUGUCCUAUAGUGUGUUGUAUUUUGUUGGCUCCACACUGGUGCAUAUUUUGGUUAUGUACAGAUGCUCACUAUUUUUCAUUUCAGAACGUUAAUAUUUGCUCAUAACCAGCU
This is a messenger RNA of Doryrhamphus excisus (bluestripe pipefish), 2069 nucleotides long. RefSeq names its product E3 ubiquitin-protein ligase RNF126-like. Gene Ontology annotation, cellular component: cytoplasm. Gene Ontology annotation, biological process: protein ubiquitination. The record is from RefSeq and is a predicted model, not a curated record. Gene Ontology annotation, molecular function: ubiquitin protein ligase activity. Lineage: Eukaryota; Metazoa; Chordata; Actinopteri; Syngnathiformes; Syngnathidae.